CCGGGAGACAUGACUUCCAAGCCGCAUUCCGACUGGAUCCCCUACAGUGUCUUAGAUGAUGAGGGCAGCAACCUGAGGCAGCAGAAGCUGGACCGGCAGCGGGCCCUGCUGGAGCAGAAGCAGAAGAAGAAGCGCCAGGAGCCCCUGAUGGUGCAGGCCAACGCGGACGGGCGGCCCCGGAGCCGGCGGACCCGGCAGUCGGAGGAACAGGCACCCCUGGUGGAGUCCUACCUCAGCAGCAGCGGCAGCACCAGCUACCAAGUUCAAGAGGCCGACUCACUUACCAGUGCGCAGCUGGGAGCCGCCCGCCCAACAGCACCAGCCUCAGCCAAGAGAACCAAGGCAGCAGCUGCAGCGGGGGGCCAGGGCGGGGCCUCUAGGAAGGAGAAGCAGGGGAAGCACAAAGGCACCAGCGGGCCAGCUGCACUGGCAGAAGACAAGUCUGAGGCCCAAGACCCGGUGCGGAUCCUGACUGUGGGCCAGUCAGACCACGCUCAGGACACCGGGGAGACGGCAGCCGGCGGGGGCACACGGCCCAGCGGGCAGGACCUCCGUGCCACGAUGCAGAGGAAGGGUGUCUCUAGCAGCAUGAGCUUUGAAGAGGAAGAGGAUGAGGAUGAAAAUAGCUCCAGCUCCUCCCAGCUAAACAGUACCACCCGCCCCAGCUCUGCUACUAGCGGGAAGUCCGUCAGGGAGGCAGCCUCGGCCCCCAGCCCGACAGCCCCGGGACCCUCGGCGGAUGUCGAGGUCCAGGAUCUUGAGGAGUUUGCACUGAGGCCAGCCCCCCAGGGUAUCACCAUCAAGUGCCGCAUCACGCGGGACAAGAAGGGGAUGGACCGGGGCAUGUACCCCACCUACUUCUUGCACCUGGACCGCGAGGAUGGGAAGAAGGUGUUCCUUUUGGCGGGAAGGAAGAGAAAGAAGAGUAAAACUUCCAAUUACCUCAUCUCUGUGGACCCAACAGACUUGUCUCGAGGAGGGGACAGCUACAUCGGGAAACUGCGGUCCAACCUCAUGGGCACUAAGUUCACCGUUUAUGACAAUGGAGUCAACCCUCAGAAGGCAUCCUCCUCCUCUACUUUGGAAAGUGGAGCCUUGCGUCAGGAGUUGGCAGCUGUGUGCUACGAGACAAACGUCUUAGGUUUCAAGGGGCCGCGGAAGAUGAGUGUGAUUGUCCCAGGCAUGAACAUGGUUCAUGAGAGAGUCUCCAUCCGGCCGCGAAACGAGCACGAGACGCUGCUAGCACGCUGGCAGAGUAAGAACACGGAGAGCAUCAUCGAGCUGCAAAACAAGACCCCUGUCUGGAAUGACGACACGCAGUCCUACGUACUCAACUUCCAUGGACGCGUCACACAGGCCUCCGUGAAGAACUUCCAGAUCAUCCAUGGCAAUGACCCGGACUACAUUGUGAUGCAGUUUGGCCGUGUGGCAGAGGAUGUGUUCACCAUGGAUUACAACUACCCACUGUGCGCGCUGCAGGCCUUUGCCAUCGCCCUGUCCAGCUUCGACAGCAAGCUGGCCUGCGAGUAGAGGGCCCCCCUGUGCCCUUUGGGGUUGCCCAGCCUGGAGUGGAGCUGCCUGCCUGCAGAGACAGCCCUGCUUACCCUCUCUCUGUACAUAGGCCUCCCGCCAGAUGAACCUUCAGCUCUCAGUGGCGCCCUGGCCCAGCCGGCUC
This is a messenger RNA of Neomonachus schauinslandi (Hawaiian monk seal), 1675 nucleotides long. It is a transcript of the gene TUB, whose product is annotated as TUB bipartite transcription factor. Bases 10 to 1530 code for a protein of 506 amino acids. NCBI's taxonomy places the organism in Eukaryota, Metazoa, Chordata, Mammalia, Carnivora, Phocidae. Gene Ontology annotation, biological process: protein localization to cilium. Gene Ontology annotation, cellular component: cilium. The transcript is spliced from 12 exons. The record is from RefSeq and is a predicted model, not a curated record.